ACUUGUUUUUAUUAUUGUUUUUGCUUAUUCCUGUUUACAACUGGAUAGUAAAUAGUGGUUAAUAUAAGUGAAGUAAUUUUAUCCCAGUAUUAUAAUAACAAAAGUAGAAUAUAAAUAGGAGCCGUUAGCAAUUAAUAAAUGGGCCAAAUUAUAAGACUCACAUAUUGAGAUACAUAUGUAAGAAAUGUAAAAUUAUCUUACUACAAAUAUAUUAUAACAAUGAAUCCGGAAUACACUGAAAUGAUUGCUGCUAUAGCAAUUGGAGUGCUAUCAGCAAUUUUUCUGAGUGCAUUUAUAGUGUUAAUAUUAAUCUGCCGAAGACAAAAAUUAUACUACAAAUCAAAACUUUGUGAAAAUGAUGACUUCUCAACAAGACCAGAGGUGAUGCUUAUUGAACCAGAAAAACCAGAAAUUUUGUUAAAUGAAGUAACAUUGAAUCCUAAUCUGGAACAAAUUCUAACUGAUGAGCAAUGGGUAGAUGAUGCAACAGGACUAAUUCCUCAUUGCCUAUCAAUUUUAAAAACAUGUCGUUUUUUGACUGAAAGACUAACAGCCCUGGCUAUGAGACCCAUGAAUUCUAAUGGAACUGGGUUAUCACAAAUCAUUGAUUGUGCAAAGAGAAUAUCAAGUCGUGUUGAUGAUGUAGUAAGGAGCAUGUAUCCCCCCUUAGAUCCAAGACUGUUGGAAGCAAGAACAGCAGCUCUCACACUUGCUGUAACUCAACUUGCCCUUAUAACUAGAUAUGAAUGUGGUCAAAAGGAAAAGAAUUUAUCAUGGAUUGAUAAAUCAUUGGCUCAAAUGGAUGGACAUGUUUUGGUUCUCAGAGAAGCUGCUCUUACACAGGAAGCUUCAAAUAAAAUCCAGAAUGCCACAAAUACUUUAUUAGCUUAGGAAAUAUGAUGACAAUUCAACAUAUGAAUCUCAUUUUAUCAUUUAUUGAAUUUAUUUUGAUAUGAUAUACUCUACAUAUUACUACACU
Messenger RNA from Agrilus planipennis (emerald ash borer), 979 nucleotides. Its product is annotated as transmembrane protein 98. The transcript has 4 exons. Gene Ontology annotation, cellular component: endoplasmic reticulum. Lineage: Eukaryota; Metazoa; Arthropoda; Insecta; Coleoptera; Buprestidae. The record is from RefSeq and is a predicted model, not a curated record. The coding region runs from base 220 to 891 and encodes 223 amino acids.